Messenger RNA from Oppiella nova, 834 nucleotides. The record is from the annotation of a GenBank genome assembly. Lineage: Eukaryota; Metazoa; Arthropoda; Arachnida; Sarcoptiformes; Oppiidae.
AUGUACGUGAAGGAUGAGGACCAGGGUAUGUUUGGGCUGAUUGGAGAAAAUCUGAGCCAUGUCCAGGAUAUGGUCUAUGAUGUGAACAAUCAGUUGAGAUCAAUGAUGGAAUCGGGAGGUCUGGCUUAUCUGGAACUGGACCCAAUAUCCUGCUGUUGCUACCUGGAGGGAUUGGUAGGGACGAGUCGAUCAGAUUUUGGUAUUCAAUUGAGUCAAGACAAGGGAUUUGACUACAAACUGUUUACUAUGAUUGCUUGGGAUCCACCCGGUUAUGGGUAUAGUAGACCACCGGAAAGGGCGUAUGGAAAAGAUGUCUAUAAAAACGACGCCGAUUUAGCGGCAGAAUUAAUGGCGAAAUUAGGUUAUAAUUUGUAUUCAUUACUGGGUUGGAGUGACGGUGGAAAGGUAGCUCUAUUGAUGGCAAUUAAAUACCAAUCACGAAUUGAUAAGCUGGUCGUGUGGGGUACCGGGGCUACGGUGACCGACAAUGAAAGAAAGACAUUAAAUAUAUUCAGAAAUGUUUCCCUAAUAAAGGCCGACUCGAGAGAGUUGUAUGAGAAAGAGUACGGACAGGGAUUUCAGGCAAUGGUCGACAAACUGGCCGAUCAUUACACCUAUUUAGAUGAUAUCUGUAAGGAUGAGGUCCACAAAAUUAGAUGUCCAACGUUUGUAAUUCACGGCGAUAAUGACCCAGUUGCAUUAGAGCAUCCACUCUAUCUCAAUGAAAAGAUAUGUGACGCAAGACUUCAUCGUUUUAGACGUGGAGGACAUGACUGUCAUAAGGAGUUCAGUGAGGAGUUCAAGAAGAUUGUCACCGAAUUCCUACUCGAAUAG